Scatophagus argus is the source of this 1380-nucleotide messenger RNA. RefSeq names its product elongin-B-like. Gene Ontology annotation, molecular function: protein binding. The transcript has 4 exons. NCBI's taxonomy places the organism in Eukaryota, Metazoa, Chordata, Actinopteri, Scatophagidae. The coding region runs from base 135 to 494 and encodes 119 amino acids. Gene Ontology annotation, cellular component: VCB complex; elongin complex. The record is from RefSeq and is a predicted model, not a curated record. Gene Ontology annotation, biological process: transcription elongation by RNA polymerase II.
CAGUGUUUCGUACCUGCCGUUUGUGAAUACAAAAUACUUAUCUGAAUUGCGCAAUAUCCGCAAGCAGUGCAGUCUGGGGUUCUGCUGCACAACACAGGGCUGGCGCAACUGGCUAGCUAGCUGACCGUUUGGAAAUGGACGUGUUCUUAAUGAUCCGGCGUCACAAGACCACAAUCUUCACAGAUGCCAAGGAGUCCACCACUGUUUAUGAGCUGAAGCGCAUUGUUGAAGGAAUUCUUAAGAGAACACCUGAAGACCAGAGACUCUACAAAGAUGACCAGUUGCUAGAAGACAGCAAAACUCUUGGUGACUGUGGAUUCACCAACCAGACUGCCAGACCUCAAGCCCCAGCUACAGUUGGUCUGGCGUUCCGCAUAAAUGACGAGAUGUUCGAACAGCUGCACAUCGAGGCCUUCUCCAGCCCCCCAGAGCUCCCUGAUGUGAUGAAGCCUCAGGACUCUGGUAGCACUGCCAAUGAACAGGCUGUGCAGUGAUGACAGGGAGAGGAAAUGAGCACUGGAGAGGAGGAUGGAAGUGGGCACAUGGAAAUUAACUUCAGUGGAGAAGAAGCAGGGUGAAGGAUAUGUAAUAUAGUUUCAGUCGAUGGAUUGGGACAUUAUGGGUAACCAAGCCUAUCUGUGUUACCUUCAUGCUAUCAUCCCAUCACCCCACCCAAUUUGCUUCACAUGUCAUUUUUUAAACUCUUUAUCAUUUCCACGUCACAUGCGAUUCUGCUCCUUGACUUUAUUCUUAUGCACUGACUGGCUCAAAUUGAAGAAGUUGGUUUGGAAAGUGUUGAUUUCUUUGUGUGUGUGUGUGUGUGUGUGUGUGUGUGUGUUAUAAUUAUUGUCAUUAAUAUUUGGGAAAAGGUGAAGAUGUAGUUGUGCAUCACAGUUCUCUAGAAGUAAUGUGCUCAAGUUAAGAGUCUGGUGUCUGAAUCGCAAAACUGCAUGAAAUUAAAAACAAAUGCUUUAUUUUCAAAGAAAGAGAUAGACCUUCAACUGAUAAGUUUCCUUGGUGUGAUUUUCCCCAAUUUUUUGUAGAUUUCUGAUUUGGGUUUAUACCAGGAAAGAAAGUCUUUGUAACCAUUAUGUUUUGUCUUUUCAUUAUGUUCCACUUGUCAAUUCUGUCUUUAUGUGUCAUGCACUGAGACCAAAAACAGGUACCUCUUUAACAACAGAGGGAUAUUUGGUCAAAGGGUAUUCUGUCUGUGACAUACAGUGUACACAGGAGGAUAGAUUUCCUGGUGUUUACACUUAAGUUUUGGAAAUGCACACAACACCACAUGUCACCAACACCAAUGCAGCACCUUCCCCUAAUCACACAUAGCCUGUAACUGUGAGCUUGCUUAAUUAAAAGUUUUUCCUGUUGUUUUUUUUU